This is a messenger RNA of Hypanus sabinus (Atlantic stingray), 893 nucleotides long. RefSeq names its product MRG/MORF4L binding protein (gene mrgbp). The transcript is spliced from 5 exons. The record is from RefSeq and is a predicted model, not a curated record. Gene Ontology annotation, biological process: regulation of transcription by RNA polymerase II. Gene Ontology annotation, cellular component: NuA4 histone acetyltransferase complex; nucleus. Bases 62 to 634 code for a protein of 190 amino acids. NCBI's taxonomy places the organism in Eukaryota, Metazoa, Chordata, Chondrichthyes, Myliobatiformes, Dasyatidae.
GGAUUCCUGGCGGGAGGAAGGAGGACCGCGGUUGCUCCGCCAUCGUUGGGUCCCGGUGGCAAUGGCCGAGGUUCAGGUGGCGGCAGGCCCGGGAGAGAAGGACCGUGAGGAGGAGUCGGUGUCGUGGACUCCCGAGGUCGAGGUCUGCCUCUUCCACGCCAUGCUGGGUCACAAGCCCGUCGGGGUUAACCGACACUUUCACAUGAUCUGUAUCCGGGACAAAUUCAGCCAGAAUAUUGGACGCCAGAUCUCCUCCAAGAUAGUUUGGGAGCACCUCAACGUCAUGUACGACAUGCAAGCACUGCACGAGUCAGAAAUCCUGCCUUUUCCAAAUGGCGAGCGGAAUUUUGUUCUACCUGAAGACAUCAUCCACGAGGUGAAGGAAGGCAAGGCUGGAGCAGAGGAGGAGCUGAAGGCUGAGCUGAAGGAGGAGUUGCCAGAGCUGGCAGUGACCGAGGAAGGUAAUGCCAAGGUGGCAGAGAAGCUGAUGGUGAAGGAGAAGAUGUCGGUGGCGGGCGAGGCAGGAAGCAAGGACGUGGUCGACAAGCGGAAGAGAAACCGAUCCACAGCCAGCCUCUUGAGUGUGAACAGUAAUCCAGCGAGCCCAAGCGGCGCCAAGCGCAGGCGGGUGUAACGUCUGCAAGAUUGGAAUCUCCAGCUGUUCAGCAGCAAGACUGAGGAAAGGAGGGACAGUGACCACGAGGUCUGUAACCCCGGCUGGCCAGCCAUGGGGCAAGUGCCCCUUUGUCCCUCAAAUCUGUUAGAUCUUCGGUUCUUCAGCCCCGUUCUGUUGCACUCCACCCUGUCCAGGUCAUCAGAUGUGCAAGGGACUGUUCAGUCCCUUCUGGCAGACAUCCCCAAAUUUCCUGAACUGUGCUGGACCCAUGGGGAGG